AUGACGCGCAGAAAGUCCCGAGGCAGAAAGGAUAAGGCACUGACCCGCGCCGCAGCCAUCAGCGACGACGAGCAGUCCGACAUUGGCGGCGACAUCAUCGUCCCCGUCAAGGAGACCCGCGGAAAGAGCCGAUCGGUCGACAUUGCGGAUGACCUUAGUGACACUAAGAGCGACCUUGACAUCCCCAAGGUUACCGGCGAUCUGAAUGGCAGUGCUGCCGCCGCCAACGGAGACGAUGACGAAGACGAGGACGAGGACGAUGAUGACCUCGAGGCCGACGAAUAUGUCGUUGAGAAGAUUCUUGACCACCAGGUCGGCGACGAUGGACUGGUCAACUUCAGAGUGAAGUGGGAGGGCUACGAGAAGAAGGCGGAUCAGACCUGGGAGCCAGAGGACUCGCUGAAGGAGGGCGCAGCUGAGAUUCUGGAAGAGUACCUUAGAGCGAUUGGUGGCCGCGAGGCACUGUUCGAGCAGAAGACCAAAGCCAAGACUACCAAGAAGCGCGGCCGCCCUGCUGCUUCAUCCACGCCACCAAUGACCACCAAGAAGUCUAGACGCAACGGCCACCCGGCCGACUCGACCCCUCCCGCUUCCGCAGUCGCCGCCGCGAAGGCCAAGCCGUGGACUUUGCCCAGCGGCAGCUGGGAAGAGGAUGUUGAGAGCAUCGAUGCAUGCCAGGAUGAGGUUUCGGGGGCGCUGGUCAUCUACUUGAACUGGAAGAACGGCCAAAAGACGAAGCACCCCACCGAGGUGGUGUACAAGCGAUGCCCGCAGAAGAUGCUCCGCUUCUAUGAGAAACACAUCCGAAUCGUCAAGUCAGAACCCGAGGCGGACGCUGAUAACCAUUUCCCCGAGAAGACUGCGCCAGAGGCUGAGAUGUGA
Messenger RNA from Colletotrichum chrysophilum, 882 nucleotides. RefSeq lists its product as uncharacterized. Gene Ontology annotation, biological process: chromatin organization; negative regulation of transcription by RNA polymerase II. Gene Ontology annotation, cellular component: nucleus; pericentric heterochromatin. The transcript is spliced from 5 exons. Bases 1 to 882 code for a protein of 293 amino acids. Gene Ontology annotation, molecular function: chromatin binding. Lineage: Eukaryota; Fungi; Ascomycota; Sordariomycetes; Glomerellales; Glomerellaceae. The record is from RefSeq and is a predicted model, not a curated record.